Messenger RNA from Saprolegnia diclina VS20, 567 nucleotides. RefSeq lists its product as hypothetical. NCBI's taxonomy places the organism in Eukaryota, Oomycota, Saprolegniomycetes, Saprolegniales, Saprolegniaceae. The transcript has a single exon. The record is from RefSeq and is a predicted model, not a curated record. The coding region runs from base 1 to 567 and encodes 188 amino acids.
AUGGCCGGCCUCCUCGGGUCGCCCCGCCAUGCCAUGAUCAUGGAAGGCUACUUGCUCUACCUCGACACGCAAGACGCCUCGAUUGGCGAGCUUGUUUACGGCGCUCUGGAGGAAGGCCUCCUCAAACUCUAUGCGUCUGCUGACCGCGCCGCCGAUGCGCUGCGCUACGAAAUACCGCUCACGGACCACCAGCUUCGCGUCAAGCUCGUUCCGUACGGUGAGAAUAGCAGCUUUGUGCCCUGCCGCUUCCAGGUCGACCUCGAGCCGUACGAGGCGACGUCAGGCCCGAUCCGCACGUACCUCUUUGCGGCAGCGACGUUCCACGCGACCCAAGCAUGGUGCGACGCUCUCUUUGACUGGAAGCGCCAUGUUUUUGAUCCUUCGCUCCGGUCGCUGGAUGUUUCUGGGAGCACGGAGGCUGGCAGCCUCGUCGAGGUGGCAGCGACCGACCGGACCACACUGGAGGCGCGGAUCGUCGAGUGCAGCCUCGCGCCACACCACGCCGUUGGCAGCAAUUCGUCGACCACUGGCCUCGCAGCGUGGCUCAAGCGCCAUUUCGCCAUGUGA